AUGCGAAAAUUGAAGAAGGGUGCUGUUCCAACAUUGUUUGCCUGGACUGAUAGCACCGUGAGGCCUGCAAGGAGGUCUAUCGUCAGAGGAACUACAAGUCAUGCAACCACUGCAGUUGUUGAAGAGGAUGUCCGGCAGGUUGAUGUAAAUUCCAAUGAGUUAAGUACAGAGACGGCCCCUCCACACCCCGAUCAUGAUUAUGCUGAACUGCCCCCGCCACUGGAGGAGCAACUUAAGGAAGCCCACAAGAUCAUCAACGAUCAAGCAGAAUUAAUUGCACGUCUUCAAACCAAGCAGUUUCUCCUUUCAAGAUUCCAAGGCGAUGAUAAGAACAUCAUGUUUUUCACAGGCUUUCCUGAUUACAACACACUGAAAGCAGUGUUUAUGGCCCUACAGCCUACUGCAGAAAACAUGGUAGGGUGGAGUCAGGCACAGCGAAUAAGGCAAGCUGACGGGGAAAUUGUAAGGCAGGGGUUUAGCAUUCCUAAACUGUCCGUCAUUGACCAGUUUUUUCUAUUUCUUUGUCGUCUUAGGCAAGGUUUUCCUGAACAGGACCUUGCAGUGCGCUUUGAUGUGUCACAGUCAACUGCCCAAGUGGACAUUUCAGCCAGGAAGAGGUGA
Messenger RNA from Perca flavescens (yellow perch), 621 nucleotides. RefSeq lists its product as uncharacterized. The record is from RefSeq and is a predicted model, not a curated record. Bases 1 to 621 code for a protein of 206 amino acids. NCBI's taxonomy places the organism in Eukaryota, Metazoa, Chordata, Actinopteri, Perciformes, Percidae. The transcript has 4 exons.